Molecule: messenger RNA, 1086 nt
Organism: Gastrolobium bilobum
Lineage: Eukaryota; Viridiplantae; Streptophyta; Magnoliopsida; Fabales; Fabaceae
Product: scopoletin 8-hydroxylase
Exons: 3
Coding region: 1-1086 (361 amino acids)
Source: RefSeq, a predicted model, not a curated record
AUGGCUCCAAGUUUCAACCCUUCAAAUUCAUUAUAUGACUUUGUUGUAAAAGAUGGGAAUGGGGUGAAAGGUUUGGUAGACUCAGGUUUAUCAGAGGUGCCAGAGAGGUACAUACAACCCCCACAUGAACGAAUCAAUAAGCGAGAUUCGAGGCCACAUGAUGUGCCACCUAUUGAUUUGUCAAAGCUCAAUGGUCCUGAGCAUGACAUGGUGGUGGAUGAGAUUGUUAGAGCAGCUGAGACUCUUGGUUUCUUUCAGGUAAUCAACCAUUGUGUUCCUGUGGAGUUAUUGGAAUCACUUAAAGAUGCAGCACACGCAUUCUUCAACUUGCCACCAGAGAAUAAAGCUGUUUACUGCACAGGGGUGAGCCCAAGCCCAAAGAUAAAAUAUGGGACUAGCUUUGUUCCUGAGAAAGAGAAGGCCUUGGAAUGGAAGGACUAUAUCAGUAUGGUAUAUAGCAGUGAUGAAGAGGCUCUUCAAUAUUGGCCUAAUCAGUGCAAGGAAGUUGCACUUGAUUAUUUGAGGUUAUCGUCCAAGAUGGCUAGAGACAUCCUGAAAACCUUGAUAGGUAAGCUUGGAGUGGAACUAGAUGACUCAAAAAUUGAGGGUCUUCUUGGUAUGAGGAUGGUUAACAUGAACUACUACCCCACAUGCCCAAAUCCAGAGCUCACAGUGGGUGUAGGGCGCCAUUCAGACAUGGGAUCUAUCACAGUGCUACUCCAAGAUGGCAUUGGUGGCUUAUAUGUCAAAGUGGAAGAAGACAAUGAUGCUGGAAAAGGAGAGUGGGUGGAAAUUCCACCAAUCCCUGGAGCUUUAGUCAUCAAUAUUGGUGAUACUCUAGAGAUAUUGAGCAAUGGGAAGUAUAAGAGUGCUGAACACCGAGUAAAGACAACGAGCACCCAAUCCAGAGUAUCAAUUCCAGUGUUUACUGUGCCUAUAGUUACAGAGAAGAUUGGCCCAUUACCAGAGGUGAUGAAGAAAGAUGGGUUGGCCCGUUAUAGGGAAGUUGUGUUCCAAGAUUACAUGAACCACUUCUUUGGGAAUUCUCAUGAUGGAAAGAAGUCUCUUGAUUUUGCAAGGAUUUAG